Hippopotamus amphibius kiboko is the source of this 20970-nucleotide messenger RNA. RefSeq names its product lysine methyltransferase 2D (gene KMT2D). The record is from RefSeq and is a predicted model, not a curated record. Gene Ontology annotation, molecular function: transcription coactivator activity; histone binding; histone H3K4 methyltransferase activity. Gene Ontology annotation, biological process: positive regulation of transcription by RNA polymerase II. The transcript has 55 exons. Lineage: Eukaryota; Metazoa; Chordata; Mammalia; Artiodactyla; Hippopotamidae. The coding region runs from base 1278 to 18191 and encodes 5637 amino acids. Gene Ontology annotation, cellular component: nucleus; MLL3/4 complex.
AACUGCAGAGUCACAGCCUUUCCUCCUAGAGGGCCGGAUCCCUCCGCCGCCCCGCUCCAACACAAAAUAGGGCCGCGUCUUCUCCUUUCUCCCCUUCUGGAGUGGGGUUCCCCGGGCCAAAGGGCCACCCGGAUCUCGCGCCGGAGGCCUCCUGAAUCUCCACGACCGCUGCCGAGAUCGCGGGCCAGGAAAUAGCCCCUUCGCAGGAACCACCCUACCGGCCGAACAGGAGGCGGGGGGUGGGGGGGAGGCGGAGCGGCGCCGCGCUGCACUACUUUCCUCUCCGGUUGCAAAUGGCUGCCUCGUUCCCCACUUUCCGCUCAGUUUCCUGACCCCCCGGCGCCGGGAGCCGGGGUUGGGCCAUGCACCUCUAGGCCCCCCGCGAUCACAGCCAGCCGGGGGUCGAGGGGGUGCCGCCGAUCAGAGCCGGCCAGGCCGGGGGCGGGGCAGCUCCCGAGGCCAGAGGGGAAGGGAGGCGAGCGCAGGGCCUGGGGCGGCCGGAGGGGAGCGGGCAGAGGGCUCGCACCGCCCGCCCCUUCCUCUUCCUCGCCCACCUACCCUCCUCCCUUCCCCGGGGGGGGGGAGCAGAAGGUGGGGGGCUCGAAGCCGCCGAGGGCGAGCGCUCGGGGUCGAGGAGCCCGGCGCUGGGUGUGUGUCAGGUUCAGCCCCGCGGCCCCGCCGGCUCCGUGUCGCCGUAGCUCGCGCGGCCCCGGGGCGCCGGCCCGAGCGGGGAGAGGGGCUCGGCGCUCCUGCGAGGGUCUCACGUUCCAUCUGGGCCCGGCGCGGGGCGGCGCGGCAUUCCUUCCGGGCUGCUGGGGAGGCGCCUCGACGUUCCAUCUGGAGAGCCUCGACGUUCCGCCCGAGCCCGGCGCGGGCGGCCGGGGCGCUGGCCCGGCCCUGGGACUGAGAGGCCGCCCGGCGACGCGGAUGCGGAGCCUGCUCGCCCAAGAUCAAAGCCGCCGGUGCUCUCUUUGUGUCCGCUCGGGAUUCGCCGCCCAGGGGCUGUCCAUGGAAACCUAAACUGCUGGAACCCGAGGCAGAGAACCCUUCUUUGGCUUCUUGCUUUUUUGGGGGGGGGGGUGGGAGGGUGGCCACUCCGACCUGGAUUUACCGUUCUUGGCCCUCCUAAGCCCCCCCGUGCGGGGGGCGGCUGUGAUCGCUCUGGCGGUUGGAGGUCGGGGAGCGGCCCGGGCUCUGGCCAUGUUCUCGGAUGAGGAUUUCUGGACCGCCCUGUGAAGAGGUCUCCCCGAGAGGGCUCUGCCCAGUCGGAGAGAGGGAUGGACAGCCCGAAGCCGCCUGGUGAGGAUAAAGAUUCAGAACCAGCAGCUGAUGGACCUGCAGCCUCCGAGGAAUCAGGUGCCACUGAGCCAGACCUUCCCAAACCACAUGUGGUGGAGGUCUCUGUGCCCAGUUCUGGGGGUCCCAGGCUUCAGGAGCCUCCUCAGGACUGCAGUGGGCGUGCAGCACGGCGUUGCGCUCUCUGUAACUGCGGGGAGCCCAGUCUGCAUGGGCAGCGGGAGCUGCGGCGCUUUGAGUUGCCAUUUGACUGGCCCCGGUGUCCAGUGGUGUCCCCUGGGGGGAACCUGGGGCCCAACGAGGCAGCGCUGCCCAGUGAGGACCUAUCACAGAUUGGUUUCCCUGAGGGCCUGACACCUGCCCACCUAGGAGAACCUGGAGGGUCCUGCUGGGCUCACCAUUGGUGUGCGGCGUGGUCAGCAGGCGUGUGGGGGCAGGAGGGCCCAGAACUAUGUGGUGUGGACAAGGCCAUCUUCUCAGGGAUCUCACAGCGCUGCUCCCACUGCACCAGACUCGGUGCCUCCAUCCCUUGCCGCUCGCCUGGAUGUCCACGUCUUUACCACUUCCCCUGUGCAACUGCCAGCGGUUCCUUCCUAUCCAUGAAAACACUGCAGCUGCUAUGCCCGGAGCACAGUGAGGGGGCCGCACAUCUGGAGGAGGCUCGCUGUGCAGUAUGUGAGGGGCCAGGGGAAUUGUGUGACCUGUUCUUCUGUACCAGCUGUGGGCAUCACUAUCACGGGGCCUGCCUGGACACUGCUCUGACUGCCCGCAAGCGUGCUGGCUGGCAGUGCCCUGAAUGCAAAGUGUGCCAAGCUUGCAGGAAACCUGGGAAUGACUCUAAGAUGUUGGUCUGUGAGACGUGUGACAAAGGAUACCAUACCUUCUGCCUGAAACCACCUAUGGAGGAACUGCCUGCUCACUCUUGGAAGUGCAAGGCAUGCCGGGUAUGCCGGGCCUGUAGGGCAGGCUCAGCAGAGCUGAAUCCCAACUCGGAGUGGUUUGAGAACUACUCGCUCUGUCACCGCUGUCACAAAGCCCAGGGAGGACAGUCUGUCAGUUCCGUGGCUGAGCAGCAACCCCUGGUCUGUAGCAGGUUCUCACCCCCACGGCCUGGCGAUACCCCCACUGAUGAGCCCGAUGCUCUGUACGGUGCACGCCAAAGGCAGCCAAAGGGUGGGCACGUGACCUCUAUGCAACCCAAGGAACCGGCGCCCCUGGAAUGUGAAGCCAAACCACUAGGGAGAGAAGGGGCCCAGCUUGAGCCCCCGUUGGAGGCCUCCCUAAAUGAGGAGAUGCCACUGCUGCCCCCACCUGAGGAGUCGCCCCUGUCCCCACCACCUGAGGAAUCACCCACAUCCCCGCCGCCUGAGGCAUCGCGCCUGUCCCCACCGCCUGAGGACUCACCCCUCUCUCCACCGCCUGAGGAGUCUCCUCUGUCUCCUCCACCUGAGUCAUCACAUUUUUCUCCCCUGGAGGAGUCACCCUUCUCUCCCCCAGAGGAGUCCCCCCCAUGUCCCCCACUUGAGACACCCUUGUCCCCACCACCUGAAGCAUCACCUCUGUCCCCACCAUUUGAGGAGUCUCCCCUCUCCCCGCCACCCGAGGAAUUGCCUACUUCCCCACCACCUGAAGCAUCGAGAGUGUCUCCACCACCUGAGGAGUCACCCAUGUCCCCUCCCCCGGAAGAAUCACCCAUGUCUCCACCACCUGAGGCAUCUUGUCUGUUCCCACCAUUUGAAGAAUCGCCCCUGUCCCCUCCACCAGAGGACUCUCCUCUCUCCCCACCACCUGAGGCAUCACGCCUGUCCCCACCACCUGAGGACUCACCCAUGUCCCCACCUCCUGAAGACUCACCUAUGUCCCCCCCACCUGAGGUAUCAUGCCUGUCUCCCCUGCCUGAGGUGUCACGCCUGUCCCCACCACCUGAGGAAUCUCCCCUGUCCCCGCCACCUGAGGAGUCUCCCACAUCCCCUCCACCUGAGGCUUCACGCCUGUCCUCACCACCUGAGGACUCACCCACAUCCCCGCCAUCUGAGGACUCACCUGCUUCCCCGCCACCGGAGGACUUGCUUAUGUCCGUGCCCCUGGAGGAGUCACCCCUGCCACCACUGCCUGAGGAACGGCGACUCUGCCCCCGGCCCGAGGAGCCGCGCCUGUCCCCUGUGCCCGAGGAGCCUCGCCUGUCCCCUGCGCCCGAGGAGCCGCGCCUGUCCCCUGCGCCUGAGGAGCCGCGCCUGUCCCCUGCGCCUGAGGAGCCGCGCCUGUCCCCUGCGCCUGAGGAGCCGCGCCUGUCCCCUGCGCCUGAGGAGCCGCGCCUGUCCCCUGUGUCCGAGGAGCCGCACCUGUCCCCUGCACCCCAGGAGCCACGCCUGUCCCCUGUGUCCGAGGAGCUGCGCCUGUCCCAUGCGUUCGAGGAGCCUUGCCUGUCCCCUGCACCUGAGGAGCUGCGUCUGUCCCCUGCGCCCCAGGAGCCGCACCUGUCCCCUAUGCCCCAGGAGCCGGUGCCCGAGGAGCCUCGUUUGUCCCCUGCGCCCCAGGAGCCAUGCCUGUCCUCUGCACGCCAGGAGCCGGUGUCCAAGGAGCCUCAUGUGUCCCCUGAGCCCCGGGAGCCGCGCCCGUCCCCUGCACCUGAGGGGCUGCAUCUGUCCUCCCAGCCUGAGGAGCUGCGCCUGACCCCUCGGCCUGAGGAGCUGUGCCUGCCCCCCGUGCCCGAGGAGCCACCGUUGUCCCCAGUGCCUGAGGAACCGCGCCUGUCCCCUGGACCUGAAGGGCCCCCUGAGGAGCCAGGCCUACGCCCUGCACCUGAGGAAUUGCCCUUGUUCCUCCCGCCCGGCGAGCCCCCCUCUUCCCCCUUGCUUGGAGAGCCGGCCCUGUCUGAGCCUGGGGAACCACCUCUAUCCCCUCUGCCUGAGGAGCUGCCGUUGUCCCCAUCUGGGGAGCCGUCUUUGUCACCUCAGCUGAUGCCGCCAGAUCCUCUUCCUCCUCCGCUCUCACCCAUCAUCACAGCUGUGGCCCCACCGGCCCUGUCUCCUUUGGGAGAGUUAGAGUACCCCUUUGGUGCCAAAGGGGACAGUGACCCUGAGUCGCCAUUGGCUGCCCCCAUCUUAGAGACACCUAUCAGCCCUCCACCAGAAGCUAACUGCACUGACCCUGAGCCUGUACCCCCUAUGAUCCUUCCCCCAUCUCCAGGCUCCCCAAUGGGACCGGCUUCUCCCAUUCUGAUGGAGUCCCUUCCCCCUCGUUGUUCUCCACUCCUCCAGCAUUCCCUGCCUCCCCCAAACUCCCCUCCUUCCCAGUGCUCUCCUCCUGCUCUGCCACUGUCCAUUCCUUCCCCGCUGAGUCCCGUGGAGAAGGCAGUGGAGGUCUCGGAGGAGGCUGAGCCACAUGAGAUGGAGACUGAGAAAGCCCCAGAACCUGAGUGCCCAGCCUUGGAACCCAGCGCUACGAGUCCUCUCCCCUCUCCCAUGGGGAACCUUUCCUGCCCUGCACCCAGCCCUGCCCCAGCCUUGGAUGAUUUCUCUGGCCUGGGGGAAGAUACAGCCCCUCUGGAUGGGACUGACACUCCUGGUUCACAGCCAGAGGCCGGACAGACCCCUGGCAGUUUGGCUAGUGAACUUAAGGGUUCCCCUGUGCUUCUGGACCCCGAGGAGCUGGCCCCUGUGACCCCUAUGGAGGUCUAUGGCUCAGAAUGCAAGCAGGCAGGACAGGGCUCACCCUGUGAAGAGCAAGAGGAGCCACGUGCACCAGUGGCCCCUACCCCACCUACCCUCAUCAAAUCCGACAUCGUUAACGAGAUCUCCAAUCUGAGCCAGGGCGAUGCCAGUGCCAGUUUUCCUGGCUCAGAGCCACUGCUGGGCUCUCCUGACCCCGAGGGGGGUGGCUCCUUGUCCAUGGAGCUGGGGGUAUCUACAGAUGUCAGUCCAGCCCGAGAUGAGGGCUCUCUGCGGCUCUGUACCGACUCGCUGCCAGAGACUGAUGACUCGCUAUUGUGUGAUGCUGGGACAGCUGUCGGAGGAGGCAAAGCCGAGGGGGACAAGGGGAGGCGGCGCAGCUCCCCGGCUCGUUCCCGCAUCAAACAGGGUCGCAGCAGUAGUUUCCCAGGAAGACGCCGGCCACGUGGAGGAGCACACGGAGGACGUGGGAGAGGACGGGCCCGGCUAAAAUCAACUACUUCUUCCAUUGAGACUCUGGUAGUUGCUGAUAUCGAUAGCUCUCCCAGCAAGGAGGAAGAAGAUGAUGAUGAUGACACCAUGCAAAAUACUGUGGUUCUUUUCUCCAACACAGACAAGUUUGUCCUAAUGCAGGACAUGUGUGUGGUAUGUGGCAGCUUUGGCCGGGGGGCAGAGGGCCACCUCCUAGCCUGUUCCCAGUGCUCUCAGUGCUAUCACCCUUACUGUGUCAACAGCAAGGUCAGCAAGGUGAUGCUGCUGAAAGGCUGGCGUUGCGUGGAGUGCAUCGUGUGCGAGGUGUGCGGCCAGGCCUCAGACCCCUCCCGCCUGCUGCUCUGUGAUGACUGUGACAUUAGCUACCACACGUACUGCCUGGAUCCCCCACUGCUCACGGUGCCCAAGGGUGGCUGGAAGUGCAAGUGGUGUGUGUCUUGUAUGCAGUGUGGGGCUGCCUCCCCUGGCUUCCACUGUGAGUGGCAGAAUAGUUACACACACUGCGGGCCCUGCGCAAGCCUGGUGACCUGCCCUAUCUGUCACGCCCCGUACGUGGAAGAGGACCUACUGAUCCAGUGCCGCCACUGUGAACGGUGGAUGCAUGCUGGUUGCGAGAGCCUCUUCACGGAGGAUGACGUGGAACAGGCGGCUGAUGAGGGCUUUGACUGUGUCUCCUGCCAGCCUUACGUGGUAAAGCCUGCUGCGCCUGUUGCGCCUCCAGAGUUGGUGCCUAUGAAGGUAAAAGAGCCAGAGCCCCAGUACUUUCGCUUCGAGGGUGUGUGGCUUACAGAAACUGGCAUGGCUGUGCUGCGUAACCUGACCAUGUCGCCCCUGCACAAGCGGCGCCAGCGGCGAGGACGGCUUGGCCUCCCGGGCGAGGCGGGGCUUGAGGGUUCUGAGCCUUCAGAUGCCCUUGGCCCUGAUGACAAGAAGGAUGGCGACCUGGACGCUGAUGAGCUGCUCAAGGGUGAAGGGGGUGUGGAGCACAUGGAAUGUGAAAUUAAACUAGAGGGCCCUGCCAGCCCUGAUGGAGAGCCUGGGAAAGAGGAGACCGAGGAAAGCAAAAAACGCAAACGCAAACCCUAUCGGCCUGGCAUCGGUGGUUUCAUGGUGCGACAGCGGAAAUCCCACACACGUGUGAAAAAGGGGCCUGCUGCACAGGCGGAGGUGUUGAGUGGGGAUGGGCAGCCCGACGAGGUGUUGCUUGCUGACCUGCCUGCAGAGGGCUCUGUGGACCAGAGCUUAGCUGAUGGGGAUGAGAAGAAGAAGCAGCAGCGGCGAGGGCGCAAGAAGAGCAAGCUAGAGGACAUGUUCCCUGCUUACCUGCAGGAAGCCUUCUUUGGGAAGGAGCUGCUGGACCUGAGCCGGAAGGCCCUUUUUGCAGUUGGGGUGGGCCGGCCAAGCUUUGGACUAGGAACCCCGAAAGCCAAGGGGGAUGGAGGCUCAGAUAGGAAGGAGCUCCCAACCUCACAGAAAGGAGAUGAUGGUCCAGAUGUUGCAGAUGAAGAAUCCCGUGGUCCUGAGGGCAAGGCUGACACACCAGGACCUGAGGAUGGCGGCGUGAAGGCAUCCCCAGUGCCUAGUGACCCCGAGAAGCCAGGCACCCCGAGUGAAGGGAUGCUUAGCUCUGACUUAGACAGGAUUCCCACAGAAGAACUGCCCAAGAUGGAAUCCAAGGACCUGCAGCAGCUUUUCAAGGACGUUCUGGGUUCUGAACGAGAGCAGCAUCUGGGUUGUGGAACCCCUGGCCUAGACGGCAGCCGUACACCGCUGCAGAGGCCCUUUCUUCAAGGUGGACUCCCUUUGGGCAAUCUCCCCUCCAGCAGCCCAAUGGACUCCUACCCUGGCCUUUGCCAGUCCCCAUUCCUGGAUUCUAGGGAGCGCGGGGGCUUCUUUAGCCCGGAACCCGGUGAGGCAGACAGCCCCUGGACAGGCUCGGGGGGCACCACGCCCUCCACUCCCACUACCCCCACCACGGAGGGUGAGGGCGACGGGCUCUCCUAUAACCAGCGGAGUCUUCAGCGCUGGGAGAAGGACGAGGAGUUGGGCCAGCUCUCUACCAUCUCACCUGUGCUCUAUGCCAACAUGAACUUUCCCAAUCUCAAGCAAGAUUACCCAGACUGGUCUAGCCGCUGCAAACAAAUCAUGAAGCUCUGGAGAAAAGUUCCAGCUGCUGAUAAAGCACCCUACCUGCAAAAGGCCAAAGAUAACCGGGCAGCUCACCGCAUCAACAAGGUGCAAAAGCAGGCUGAGAGCCAGAUCAGCAAGCAGACCAAGGUGGGCGACAUGGCCCGUAAGACUGACCGACCGGCCCUGCAUCUCCGCAUCCCCCCCCAGCCGGGGGCACUGGGUAGUCCGCCUCCUGCUGCUGCCCCCACCAUCUUCAUGGGCAGCCCCCCUCCCCCCGCCGGCUUGUCUACCUCUGCGGACGGGUUCCUGAAGCCGCCGGCGGGCACGGUGCCCGGCCCCGACUCGCCCGGUGAGCUCUUCCUCAAGCUCCCAGCCCAGGUGCCCGCCCAAGUGCCUUCGCAGGACCCCUUUGGACUGGCCCCCGCCUACGCGUUGGAGCCCCGCUUCCCCACGGCACCACCCACCUAUCCUCCCUAUCCUAGUCCGACCGGGGCCCCCGCGCAGCAGCCCCCGACGCUGGGCGCCUCAGCGCGUCCUGGGACUGGCCAGCCAGGGGAGUUCCACGCUACCCCACCUGGCACGCCCCGACACCAGCCCUCCACACCUGACCCCUUCCUCAAACCCCGCUGCCCCUCACUGGACAACCUGGCUGUGCCUGAGAGCCCAGGGGUAGGGGCAGGCAAGACUUCCGAGCCUCUGCUGUCGCCCCUGCCUUUCGGGGAGUCUCGGAAGGCCCUAGAGGUGAAGAAGGAAGACCUUGGGGCAUCCUCUCCGAGCUAUGGGCCCCCAAACCUGGGCUUUGUUGACUCACCCUCCUCAGGCCCCCAUCUGGGUGGCCUGGAGUUAAAGGCACCUGAUGUCUUCAAAGCCCCCCUGACCCCACGGGCAUCUCAGGUAGAGCCCCAGAGCCCGGGCUUGGCCCUAAGGCCCCAGGAGCCACCCCCUGCCCAGGCUUUGGCCCCUUCUCCUCCCAGCCACUCGGACAUCUUUCGCCCUGGCCCCUACCCUGACCCCUAUGCCCAACCCCCGUUGACCCCUCGGCCCCAGCCCCCACCCCCCGAGAGCUGCUGUGCCCUGCCUCCUCGCUCACUGCCCUCUGACCCUUUCUCCCGAGUCCCCGCCAGUCCCCAGUCUCAGUCCAGCUCCCAGUCCCCACUGACACCCCGUCCUCUCUCUGCGGAGGCGUUCUGCCCAUCCCCUGUCACCCCUCGCUUCCAGUCCCCUGACCCUUAUUCCCGCCCACCCUCACGCCCUCAGUCCCGGGACCCAUUUGCCCCGUUGCAUAAGCCACCCCGCCCCCAGCCCCCCGAAGUUGCCUUCAAGGCUGGGCCUCUAGCCCACACCCCGUUGGGGGCUGGGGGUUUCCCAGCAGCCCUGCCCUCAGGGCCAGCAGGUGAGCUCCAUGCCAAGGUCCCAAGUGUGCAGCCCCCCAAUUUCGCCCGGUCCCCUGGGACCGGUGCAUUUGUGGGCACCCCUUCUCCCAUGCGUUUCACUUUCCCUCAGGCGGUAGGGGAGCCUUCGCUAAAGCCCCACGUCCCUCAGCCUGGUCUCCCUCCACCCCACGGGAUCAACAGCCAUUUUGGGCCCGGCCCUACCUUGGGCAAGCCUCAAAGCACAAACUACACAGUAGUCACAGGGAACUUCCACCCGUCGGGCAGCCCUCUGGGACCCAGCAGUGGGUCCACAGGAGAGGGCUACGGGCUGUCCCCGCUACGCCCCCCGUCAGUCCUACCACCACCUGCGCCCGAUGGAUCGCUCCCCUACCUGUCCCACGGAGCCUCACAGCGGGCAGGCAUCACCUCUCCAGCUGAGAAGCGAGACGAUCCAGGGGCUGCGAUGGGCAGCUCUUUGGCGGCACCUGAACUUCCAGGUACCCAGGACCCAGGCAUGUCCAGCCUCAGUCAGACAGAGCUGGAGAAGCAGCGACAGCGCCAGCGACUACGGGAGCUGCUGAUUCGGCAGCAGAUCCAGCGCAACACCCUUCGGCAGGAGAAGGAAACUGCGGCAGCUGCCGGAGCAGUGGGGCCCCCGGGCAGCUGGGGUGCUGAGUCCAGUAGCCCUGCCUUUGAGCAGCUGAAUCGAGGCCAGACCCCCUUUGCUGGGACCCAGGAUAAAAGCAGCCUCGUGGGGCUGCCCCCAAGCAAGCUGGGUGGCCCCAUCCUAGGGCCAGGGGCUUUCCCCAGCGACGACCGACUCUCGCGGCCACCUCCACCAGCCACCCCUUCCUCUAUGGAUGUGAACAGCCGGCAACUGGUGGGAGGUUCCCAAGCCUUCUACCAGCGAGCACCGUAUCCUGGGUCCCUGCCCUUACAGCAGCAGCAGCAGCAGCAGCAACUGUGGCAGCAGCAGCAGCAGCAGCAGCAGCAGCAGCAGCAGGCAACAGCAGCAGCUUCCAUGCGACUUGCCAUGUCUACACGCUUUCCAUCAACUCCUGGGCCUGAACUUGGCCGCCAAGCCCUAGGCUCCCCCUUGGCGGGAAUUCCCACCCGCCUGCCUGGCCCUGGUGAGCCAGUGCCUGGUCCAGCUGGUCCUGCCCAGUUCAUUGAGUUGCGGCACAACGUACAGAAAGGACUGGGACCGGGGGGGCCUCCAUUUCCUGGUCAGGGCCCCUCUCAGAGACCCCGUUUUUACCCUGUAACUGAGGAUUCUCACCGACUGGCACCUGAAGGGCUUCGUGGCCUCGCAGUAUCAGGCCUUCCACAGAAACCCUCAGCCCCGCCAGCCCCUGAACUGAACAACAGCCUCCAUCCAACACCACAUACCAAGGGGCCCAACCUGCCCGCUGGCUUGGAGCUAGCCAGCCGGCCCCCCUCAAGUACUGAGCUUGGCCGCCCUCCUCCUCUGGCUCUGGAAGCUGGGAAGUUACCCUGUGAGGAUCCCGAGUUGGAUGAUGACUUUGAUGCCCACAAGGCCCUGGAGGAUGAUGAGGAGCUUGCUCACCUGGGCCUGGGUGUGGAUGUGGCCAAGGGAGACGACGAGCUGGGCACCCUGGAAAACCUGGAGACCAAUGAUCCCCACCUGGAUGACCUGCUUAACGGGGAUGAGUUUGACCUGCUGGCCUAUACUGACCCCGAGCUGGACACUGGGGACAAGAAGGACAUCUUCAAUGAGCACCUGAGGCUGGUGGAGUCGGCCAAUGAAAAGGCUGAGCGGGAGGCUCUGUUGCGAGGGGUGGAGCCGGGACCCUUGGGCCCUGAGGAGCGCCCUCCCCCCGCUGCUGAUGCCUCUGAGCCCCGUCUGGCAUCGGUGCUUCCGGAGGUGAAGCCCAAGGUGGAGGAGGGUGGGCGCCACCCUUCCCCUUGCCAGUUUACCAUUACCACCCCCAAGGUAGAGCCAGCCCCUGCUACCACUUCCCUAGGCCUUGGGCUGAAACCGGGACAGAGUGUGGUGGGCAGCCGGGACACUCGAGUGGGCACAGGACCUUUUUCUGGCAGUGGGCACACAACAACUGAGAAGGUCCCCUUUGGGACCACAGGAGGACCGCCCGCUCACCUGCUGACCCCCAGCCCACUGAGUGGCCCAGGAGGGUCCUCCCUGCUGGAAAAGUUUGAGCUAGAGAGUGGGGCCCUAACCUUGCCCGGUGGACAUGCAUCUGGGGAUGAGCUGGACAAGAUGGAGAGCUCACUGGUAGCCAGCGAGUUACCCCUGCUCAUCGAGGACCUGUUGGAACACGAGAAGAAGGAGCUGCAGAAGAAGCAGCAGCUCUCAGCACAGCUGCAGCCUGCCCAGCAGCAACAGCAGCAUUCCCUCCUGCCCACCCCAGGCCCUGCCCAGGCUGUGUCUUUGCCUCAUGAGGGCUCUUCUCCCAGUGUGGCUGGCCCCCAACAGCAGCUUGCCCUGGGACUUGGAGGUUCCCGACAGCCAGGCUUGGCCCAGCCGCUGAUGCCCACCCAGCCACCAGCUCAUGCCCUCCAGCAGCGCCUGGCCCCAUCCAUGGCCAUGGUGUCCAACCAAGGGCAUAUGCUAAGUGGGCAGCAUGGGGGACAGGCAGGCUUAGUGCCCCAGCAGAGCCCACAGCCGGUGCUGGCACAGAAGCCCAUGGGUACCAUGCCAUCUUCCAUGUGCAUGAAACCGCAGCAGCUGGCGAUGCAGCAGCAGCUGGCUAACAGCUUCUUCCCGGAUACAGACCUGGACAAAUUUGCUGCAGAAGAUAUCAUUGAUCCCAUUGCAAAGGCCAAGAUGGUGGCUUUGAAAGGCAUCAAGAAGGUGAUGGCUCAGGGCAGCAUUGGAGUGGCACCUGGUAUGAACAGGCAGCAAGUGUCCCUGCUAGCCCAGAGGCUCUCAGGGGGGCCCGGCAGUGAUCUGCAGAAUCACGUGGCAGCUGGGAGUGGCCAGGAGCGGAGUGCCGGUGAGCCCUCCCAGUCUCGUCCCAACCCACCCACUUUUGCCCAGGGAGUGAUCAAUGAGGCUGACCAGCGGCAGUAUGAGGAGUGGCUCUUCCAUACGCAGCAGCUCCUACAGAUGCAACUGAAGGUGCUAGAGGAGCAGAUCGGGGUGCACCGCAAGUCCCGGAAAGCUCUGUGUGCCAAGCAGCGCACUGCCAAAAAGGCUGGCCGUGAGUUCCCAGAGGCCGAUGCUGAGAAGCUCAAGCUGGUUACAGAACAACAGAGCAAGAUCCAGAAACAGCUGGAUCAGGUCCGGAAGCAGCAGAAGGAGCACACUAAUCUCAUGGCAGAAUAUCGGAACAAGCAGCAGCAGCAGCAGCAGCAGCAGCAGCAGCAGCAGCAGCAGCAGCAGCAGCAGCACGCAGCUGUACUGGCCCUCAGCCCUUCCCAGAGUCCUCGGCUACUCACCAAGCUUCCUGGUCAGCUGCUCCCUGGCCAUGGGCUGCAGCCACCGCAAGGGCCCCCGGGUGGGCAAGCUGCAGGUCUUCGCCUGCCCCCCGGGGGCAUGGCGCUACCUGGGCAGCCUGGCGGCCCCUUCCUCAACACCACCCUGGCCCAACAGCAGCAACAGCAACAUUCUGGUGGGGCUGGGGCCCUGGCUGGCCCCUCAGGGGGCUUUUUCCCUGGCAACCUUGCUCUUCGAGGCCUAGGACCUGACUCGAGGCUUUUGCAGGAGAGGCAGCUGCAGCUGCAGCAGCAACGCAUGCAGCUUGCCCAGAAACUGCAGCAGCAGCAGCAGCAGCAGCACCUCCUAGGACAGGUGGCAGUCCAGCAGCAACAGCAGCAGGGCCCCGGGGUACAGGCAAACCAGGCUCUGGGUCCCAAGCCCCAGGGGCUUCUGCCUCCCAGCAGCCAUCAGGGCCUCUUGGUCCAGCAGCUAUCCCCCCAACCACCCCAGGGGCCCCAGGGCAUGUUGGGCCCUGCCCAGGUGGCAGUGUUGCAGCAGCAGCAGCAGCAGCAGCAACAGCACCCAGGAGCUUUGGGCCCCCAGGGCCCUCACAGACAGGUGAUCCUGGCCCAGCCCCGGGUGCUGAGUUCCCCCCAGCUGGCACAGCAGGGUCAGGGCCUUAUGGGACACCGGCUGGUCACAUCCCAGCAGCAGCAGCAGCAGCAACAGCAGGGAUCUAUGGCAGGGCUUUCCCAUCUUCAGCAGGGUCUGAUGCCACACAGUGGGCAACCCAAACUGAGUACUCAGCCCAUGGCCGCCUUGCAGCAGCAACAGCUGCAGCAGCAACAGCAGCAGCAGCUACAACAGCAGCAGCAGCAGCAGCAGCUACAGCAGCAGCAGCUACAACAGCAGCAGCAGCAGCAGCUACAACAGCAGCAGCUACAACAGCAGCAGCAGCUACAACAGCAGCAGCAGCAGCAGCUACAACAGCAGCAGCUACAACAGCAGCAACAGCAGCAGCAGCAGCAGCAGCAACAGCAGCAGCUACAACAGCAGCAGCAGCAGCAGCAACAGCAGCAGCUACAACAGCAGCAGCAGCAGAUGGGUCUUUUGAGCCAGAGUCGAACUUUACUGUCUCCUCAACAGCAGCAGCAACAGCAGCAGCAGCAGCAACAGCAGCAGCAGCAGCAGGUGACACUUGGCCCUGGCAUGCCAGCCAAGCCUCUGCAACACUUCUCUAGCCCGGGAGCCCUGGGCCAAACCCUCAUUCUAACGGGCAAGGAACAAAGCGUUGCAGAGACGGCUCUUCCUCCAGAGGCCACUGAGGGGCCCUCCACGCAUCAGGGAGGGCCGUUAGCAAUAGGGACUGUAGCAGAGUCAGUGGCCACUGAACCAGGGGAGGUAAAGCCCUCCCUCUCUGGGGACUCACAGCUCCUGCUUGUCCAACCCCAGGCCCAGCCUCAGCCCAACUCUCUGCAGCUUCAGCCACCUCUGAGGCUCCCAGGACAACAGCAGCAGCAAGUUAACUUGCUCCACACAGCAGGUGUGGGAAGCCACGGGCAACCAGGCAGUGGAUCAUCUUCUGAGGCCUCAACUAUGCCCCACCUGUUGGCCCAAUCCUCUGUUUCCUUAGGGGAGCAGCCUGGACCCAUGACCCAGAACCUUCUGGGCUCCCAACAGCCCCUUGGACUAGAGCGGCCCAUGCAGAAUAAUGCAGGGCCACCGCCUGCCAAACCAGGAUCUGUCCCUCAUCCUGGGCAGAGCCUGCCUGGGCCUGGGGUCAUGUCUACAGUGGGCCAGCUUCGAGCACAGCUUCAAGGAGUCCUGGCCAAGAACCCACAGCUGCGGCACUUGAGCCCCCAGCAGCAGCAGCAGCUGCAGGCACUCCUCAUGCAGCGGCAGCUCCAGCAGAGCCAGGCAGUACGCCAGGCACCCCCCUACCAGGAGCCUGGGACCCAGCCCUCUCCCCUUCAGGGCCUCCUGGGCCGCCAGCCCCAACUUGGGGGCUUCCCUGGGUCCCAGACAGGCCCUCUUCAGGAGCUAGGGGCAGGGCUUCGACCUCAGGGCCCACCCCGGCUCCCCGCCCCACAGGGAGCCUUAUCCACAGGACCAGUCCUUGGCCCUGUCCAUCCCACACCUCCACCAUCCAGCCCCCAAGAGCCAAAGAGACCUCCCUCACAGUUACCUUCCCCUAGCUCCCAGCUUCCCUCUGAGGCCCAGCUCCCUACCACCCAGCCAGGAACUCCAAAACCCCAGGGGCCACCCUUGGAGCUGCCUCCUGGGAGGGUCUCACCUGCUGCUGCCCAGCUUGCGGAUACCUUCUUUGGCAAGGGGCUGGGACCUUGGGACCCCCCAGACAACCUAGCAGAAGCCCAGAAGCCGGAGCAAAGCAGCCUGGUACCUGGGCAUCUGGAACAGGUGAAUGGGCAGGCAGUACCCGAGCCACCCCAUCUCAGCAUCAAGCAAGAGCCUCGGGAAGAGCCAUGUGCCCUGGGAGCCCAGGUGGUGAAGAGGGAGGCCAACGGGGAGCCAGUAGGGGCACCAGGUACCAGCAACCACCUCCUGCUGGCAGGCCCCCGCUCAGAGGCCGGGCAUCUGCUCUUGCAGAAGCUUCUACGAGCAAAGAAUGUGCAACUCAGCACUGGGCGGGGGCCCGAGGGGCUGCGAGCUGAGAUCAACGGGCACAUUGACAGCAAGCUGGCUGGGCUGGAGCAGAAACUACAGGGUACUCCCAGCAACAAGGAGGAUACAGCAGCAAGGAAGCCUUUGACACCGAAGCCCAAGCGGGUACAGAAGGCAAGCGACAGGUUGGUGAGCUCCCGAAAGAAGCUGCGGAAGGAGGACGGGGUCAGGGCCAGCGAGGCCUUGCUGAAACAGCUGAAACAGGAGCUGUCCCUGCUGCCCCUCGCGGAGCCUACCAUCACCGCCAACUUUAGCCUCUUUGCUCCCUUUGGCAGUGGCUGCCCCAUCAAUGGGCAGUGCCAGCUGAGGGGGGCCUUUGGAAGUGGGGCGCUGCCCACGGGCCCUGACUACUAUUCCCAGCUGCUUACCAAGAAUAACCUGAGUAACCCGCCGACACCACCCUCGUCGCUGCCCCCCACCCCACCCCCAUCGGUGCAGCAGAAGAUGGUGAAUGGCGUCACUCCCUCUGAAGAGCUGGGGGGGCACCCCAAGGAUGCCGCCUCUGCCCGGGACACUGAAGGGGCGCUGAGGGAUGCUUCAGAGGUGAAGAGUCUGGACCUGCUGGCCGCCCUGCCUACACCCCCUCACAAUCAGACUGAGGAUGUCAGGAUGGAGAGUGAUGAGGACAGUGAUUCUCCUGACAGCAUUGUGCCAGCUUCAUCACCCGAGAGCAUCCUGGGGGAGGAGGCCCCUCGUUUCCCUCAGCUGGGCUCAGGCUGGUGGGAGCAGGAUGACCGGGCUCUCUCCCCCGUCAUCCCCAUCAUUCCUCGGGCCAGCAUCCCAGUUUUCCCAGAUAGUAAACCUUAUGGGGCUCUGGAUCUGGAGGCCCCUGGGAAGCUGCCUGCCACAACUUGGGAAAAGGGCAAAGGAAGCGAGGUGUCAGUCAUGCUGACGGUUUCUGCCGCCGCCGCCAAGAACCUGAAUGGUGUGAUGGUGGCAGUGGCAGAGCUGCUAAGCAUGAAGAUCCCCAACUCCUAUGAGGUGCUGUUCCCGGAGAGCCCUGCCCGGGCAGGCAUUGAGCCUAAGAAGGGCGAGGCCGAGGGCCCUGGUGGGAAAGAAAAGGGUCUGGGAGGCAAGAGCCCAGAAGCCGGCCCUGAUUGGCUGAAGCAGUUUGAUGCUGUGUUACCCGGCUAUACCCUCAAGAGCCAGUUAGACAUCUUGAGUCUCCUCAAACAGGAGAGCCCCGCCCCCGAGCCACCCACCCAACACAGCUACACCUGCAACGUCUCCAACCUGGAUGUGCGACAGCUCUCGGCCCCACCUCCUGAAGAACCCUCCCCACCCCCUUCCCCUUUGGCACCCUCUCCUGCCAGCCCCCCUGCUGAACCCUUGGUUGAACUUCCAGCUGAACCCUCAGCUGAGCCACCGGUCCCCUCGCCUCUGCCACUGGCCUCGCCCCCUGAAUCAGCCCGGCCCAAGCCCCGAGCCCGGCCUUCUGAAGAAGGUGAGGAUUCCCGGCCCCCUCGCCUCAAGAAGUGGAAGGGGGUGCGCUGGAAGCGGCUCCGGCUGCUGCUGCCCAUCCAGAAGGGUGGCGUGCGGCCCGAGGAUGAGCGGGCAGGUGCAGAGUUUAUGGAACAGCUUGGCACAGCCCUGCGACCUGACAAGGUGCCUCGAGACAUGCGGCGCUGCUGCUUCUGUCAUGAAGAGGGGGAUGGGGCCACGGAUGGGCCCGCCCGCCUGCUGAACCUGGACCUGGACUUGUGGGUGCACCUCAACUGUGCCCUGUGGUCCACGGAGGUAUAUGAGACCCAGGGCGGGGCGCUGAUGAACGUGGAGGUUGCCCUGCACCGAGGACUGCUCACCAAGUGCUCCCUGUGCCAGCGCACCGGCGCCACCAGCAGCUGCAACCGCAUGCGUUGCCCCAAUGUGUACCACUUUGCCUGCGCCAUCCGCGCCAAGUGCAUGUUCUUCAAGGACAAGACCAUGCUGUGUCCGCUGCAUAAGAUCAAGGGGCCCUGUGAGCAGGAGCUGAGCUCUUUUGCUGUCUUCCGGCGGGUCUACAUUGAGCGAGACGAGGUGAAGCAGAUCGCCAGCAUCAUCCAGCGGGGAGAGCGGCUGCACAUGUUCCGUGUGGGGGGCCUCGUGUUCCACGCCAUCGGUCAGCUGCUGCCCCACCAGAUGGCCGACUUCCACAGCGCCACUGCCCUCUAUCCCGUGGGCUACGAGGCCACACGCAUCUACUGGAGCCUCCGUACUAACAACCGCCGCUGCUGCUAUCGCUGCUCCAUCGGCGAGAACAAUGGGCGGCCGGAGUUCGUGAUCAAAGUCAUGGAGCAGGGCCUGGAGGACCUGGUCUUCACUGAUGCCUCUCCCCAGGCUGUGUGGAAUCGCAUCAUUGAGCCUGUGGCUGCCAUGAGAAAAGAGGCCGACAUGCUGCGGCUCUUCCCCGAGUACCUGAAAGGCGAGGAGCUCUUUGGGCUGACGGUGCACGCCGUGCUGCGCAUAGCUGAAUCACUGCCUGGAGUGGAAAGCUGUCAAAAUUAUUUAUUCCGCUAUGGACGCCACCCCCUGAUGGAGCUGCCACUCAUGAUCAACCCCACUGGUUGUGCUCGAUCAGAGCCUAAAAUCCUCACACACUACAAACGGCCCCACACUCUGAACAGCACCAGCAUGUCCAAGGCAUAUCAGAGCACCUUCACAGGCGAGACCAACACCCCGUACAGCAAGCAGUUUGUGCACUCCAAGUCAUCUCAGUACCGGCGGCUACGCACUGAGUGGAAGAACAAUGUAUAUCUGGCUCGCUCCCGUAUCCAGGGCCUAGGGCUCUAUGCAGCCAAGGACCUAGAGAAGCACACAAUGGUCAUUGAGUACAUUGGCACCAUCAUUCGCAAUGAGGUGGCCAACCGGCGGGAGAAAAUCUACGAGGAGCAGAAUCGAGGCAUCUACAUGUUUCGAAUAAACAAUGAACAUGUCAUUGAUGCUACGUUGACCGGAGGCCCUGCCAGGUACAUUAACCAUUCCUGCGCCCCUAACUGUGUGGCAGAAGUUGUGACAUUUGACAAGGAGGACAAAAUCAUCAUCAUCUCCAGCCGGCGAAUCCCCAAAGGAGAGGAGCUGACAUAUGACUAUCAGUUUGAUUUUGAGGACGAUCAGCACAAGAUCCCCUGCCACUGUGGAGCCUGGAAUUGUCGGAAAUGGAUGAACUAAGAAGCUUUGAGGCUACCAGGCAGGGGAGUUCCCCCACCCCCAACCUCUUCCCUGAAAGGGAUGAGGGGGAAGAGAGGUAGCAGCCAGAGCCAGGACCCAGGGCUGGGGCUGCCGGCUGACCGGAGCCCCUGGAGCAGGAGGCUGGGGCAGAGGGCCCUAGGCCAAGCCCACCCUGGGCACCAGGGACGACCCUCUUCCCCACCACCGGCCCCCAGGCUGGCAUCUCUGCCCCCAGCUCCAGGAGGGGCCAGACAGAAGCAGCCAUUGGGCAUCUCAGGUUUGAGGGGGAUAUGGGCCGGGAACUACCCAGAAGCAUCUGGGAGGCAGCAGGGAGGGGGGAGGAGGAUGUGUGGCCGGGCCUCACAGCCCUGCUGCUCCCACCGACCUCUCUGGCCCAACUCAAGGCUGCAAAGAGACUUGACUAAGCUUGACAAUCCCAAAGGCCGGGUCCCACACCUGGCCCUGCCUGCCGGGUCCUGCCCCCACCCUCACCCCCAUCCCCUGCCCUCUAAAUCUGUCUCUGUCUCCCUCUUCUCCUCUGUGUUUCUGUCUCUCUAUGGGUUGUGUUUCCUUGUUUUCCACUCUGACAAAUGCAACAUGAACGGGAAAGAGGCGCCCAGCUGCCCAGGAGGGCAAGCCAGGCAAGCCGGGCAAGGAGACCCCGCACCCACACCUACCUCAUUUAAGUGUUGGAUUUUUUGCUGUUUUGAAAUGUGAGACCCUCUCCAGGCCCCCUACUGCUCCAACCCUCUCCCCCACCUCACUGCCCUCUUCUGAGUGGGUGGAAGGGGGGUAGGAGGAAGAAGAAAAAACAACAACAAAAAAUCCAUCUUUGUUUUUAAUUAUGGGCAUGGGAUGGUGGUUGAGGCUGAUGCUGAUGAAGAUUGGGGAUGACUGGCCCCUAGUUGCUCUAGGACUUCCUUCUCCAUCCAGACAUGGGGGCAGGAGGGGUGUGCUAAACUUAGGACCAGGAUAUCCCCCUCCUGUUUUCCCAACCCCAUCAUGAGCCCAUUUGCCCUCCAGCCCCUGGAUGGGGUGGGUGGGUGGUAGGGUGAGGGCUAUCCCUGAGUGGCAUGCCCGUACCCAGUGAGGCAGGGUGUGGCCCGGAGCUCCCACUUUCCCUCAGUCACCAAACUGCUGCUGGUCUGGUGGGAAGGGGUGGUGAUGUGGGGGUGGGGGAGCUUAGUGUCAGCGCGGGGAGGGUGGGGGGUAUUUAUCUAUUUAUACAUGGGAUUGUACAUAGUCUUGUGGGGCAUGGGGGAGCCGGCUGGAGGUGAGAACCCUCCCCUCUCCCCCCACCCCCGGGGAGAGCAAAUGUAAAACUACUAAUUUUUGUGCUUUAUAUAUUCUAUAUAAAUAUAUCUAUUUUCUUUUUACAAAACCAGUUUAUAAAUGGUAGGGGGGCGUGGGGCGGACACAUGGAGCUCCCCUUGUGGGGGAGCCCCCUCCAUUACCCAACCUACCGCCCUUUUCCUCACCCCCUCCUCCCCACCCCCUGGCUGUGACUGCUGUAAGGUGGGGGUAUAGAGGCUGGGCGAUUCCCACCCCCUUUUGUAUAGUUGGACUAUGUUAUAACGCACAAAAGUGAGCUGGCCCCAGGGGGAGCCAGAGGGUAAUGGGUUCCCCUGCCUCCCUUUCCUUCCCCUUUCUGCCCAAGCUUGUGCUGCAGUUGAACCUCUUCCUGGGGGUAGGGGUAGGUCAGGGGGUGGGUGAGGCCCCAGACCCCUCUCUGGUAGGGAGCCACGGGGAUGAAGAUGAAGCUUAUAUGCAGUUCUCUCCUAGGGGCUGUGGGCAAAGGGCAUUUUGUAAUUAAUAUUUUCAAGAAUCAAAUGUCUGGAGUGUAGGGGUGGGCUUGGUGGUGGUGUAUGGGCGAGCCUGCUGGAGGGGGAGCACGGUCGCUGUUGUGAUUUUAGGUUUGUUUUUGUUUGUUUUUGAAUUUGGGGGGUUGCGGAUUGAUGGGGGUAGGGAGAUUUUUUUUUUUUUAAGCUGCUUCCUCAACUGUUUCAAGCUGCAAAUGUUUAAGAGAAUAACAUCCCCCCCACCCCCACAAAAACCACUGUAAUUAAAUCAGACAGUGGGGAGACUGGGCUGCUGCCCCUAAAGCCAUUGGAUGUUCCUUUUCCAAGAGCAGAAGGUCUAGGCUACAGGGAGGGGAAGAUUGGCUCCUGUGAGUCAGGCUCUGAUUGGGGCUUGGGCCCUGGGAUUGGGAAAAGGGGAUGGGGCCGACUUUGUAAGCAUAUGCUAGGUAUCUGAUAGUCCUGUAGAAUUUAGUGAAGAAACCUUAUACAGUUUUUAAUUUUUAUAUAAACUAACUCAGACCCAAGCUACAAGGUUGGAAUUUUGGUUGUUGGUUUGUUUUUUUUUUAAAGUACCCCGCCUGUAUAAUUGCAUCAGAGUUCCCUCUCCCCCGCCCCCCCAUGUUUGUAUUUUGGGUUGGUUUACACUUGCACAUAUUCAAUUUUCAGUUUUUCCCCUUUACAGUCUUCUCCCCUCACCUCCAGGACCCUCCCCCUUUUUAAAAAAAUAAAUCUCUGACAAGUGUGAAUCCCGUGAAGACUUUAUUUUGUGUUGUGUGUAUCCUGUACAGCAAGGUUGGUCCUUCGUAACAACGGAUGAAAUGAUUCCCUUUUUUAAAGCGCCCUCUCCCCCUCCACCCCCAGCGCCCUGUCCUUGGCAUGUUUUGUAUCAGCGAUCAUUCUGAACUGUACAUAAUUUAUGUUGCAAGAGGCAAAGGGCAAGUUUUGGAUUUUGCUUCUUCCAAGUUUGUUUUUAAACGACA